Anas platyrhynchos (mallard) is the source of this 3923-nucleotide messenger RNA. It is a transcript of the gene NMNAT2, whose product is annotated as nicotinamide nucleotide adenylyltransferase 2. Lineage: Eukaryota; Metazoa; Chordata; Aves; Anseriformes; Anatidae. Gene Ontology annotation, biological process: NAD+ biosynthetic process. Gene Ontology annotation, cellular component: Golgi apparatus. The record is from RefSeq and is a predicted model, not a curated record. Gene Ontology annotation, molecular function: nicotinamide-nucleotide adenylyltransferase activity; nicotinate-nucleotide adenylyltransferase activity.
GCUCCCCCCCGCUCCGCCUCCGCCGCAACCGCACCGAGACACAAAAAAAGCGGCUGGGGCCGGGCCGGGGCCAUGACGGAGACCACCAAGACCCACGUUAUCCUGCUGGCCUGCGGCAGUUUCAACCCCAUCACCAAGGGCCACAUCCAGAUGUUCGAGAGGGCCCGUGACUACCUGCACAAGACUGGGCGGUUCAUCGUCAUUGGUGGCAUCGUCUCACCUGUGCAUGACUCCUAUGGGAAGAUGGGCCUGGUCUCCAGCCGGCACCGCCUGACCAUGUGCCAGCUGGCCGUGCAGUCCUCCGACUGGAUCCGGGUGGACCCCUGGGAGUGCUACCAGGACACCUGGCAGACCACCUGCAGCGUGCUGGAGCACCACCGUGACCUGAUGAAGAGAGUGACUGGCUGCAUCCUCUCCAACGUCAACACCCCCUCCAUGACCCCUGUGAUCGGACAGCCCCAGAAUGAGUCUCCGCAGCCCAUCUACCAGAACAACAACGUUUCCAACAAGCCCACCGCAGCAAAGAUCCUGGGGAAGGUGGGAGAAAGCCUGAGUCGGAUUUGCUGUGUUCGCCCGCCCAUGGAGCGCUUCACCUUUGUGGAUGAGAACGCCAACCUGGGGACAGUGAUGAGAUACGAGGAGAUUGAACUCCGCAUCCUCCUGCUCUGUGGCAGUGACCUGCUGGAGUCCUUCUGCAUCCCUGGCCUCUGGAAUGAGUCUGAUAUGGAGGUGAUCGUUGGGGAGUUCGGGAUUGUGGUGGUCCCCCGGGAUGGAGCAGACCCUGAUCGGAUCAUGAACCACUCCUCAAUACUCCGCAAGUACAAGAGCAACAUCCUGGUGGUGAAGGAUGACUCGAACCACCCCAUGUCAGUCAUCAGCUCCACCAAAAGCAGACUGGCCCUGCAGCAUGGGGAUGGACAUGUCGUGGAUUACCUCUGUCAGCCCGUAAUUGACUACAUCCUCAAGAGCCAGCUCUACAUCAAUGCCUCUGGCUAAGCACCUGAGGCCCUGCAGAAAGACAACCCUGUUGCCCCACGUCCCUACAGCUCUCCAUCACACUUUUCUCUCUCUUUCUGUGUCUCCAUCUCUCCCCACCCCACGGCCUCUCACUCCCAGCGCCAACGCUCCAUAGUGCAGCAACAUCUAGCGGCACAGCCCCGCGGGGAAUGGUUUGGUCUCCUUUUUUUUGGGAACUGCCCUCCCCAUCAUGUGUGGGGAGGGAGGGGGACAGAGAUGUGCUCAGUGUGCUCGGGGAAGGAGGCAGCUCUGGCACACCUCCCCCACACAUGUCACUGGGAAAUGGUCCCCCCGUCCAACCUCCCAGCAUGCUCAGAGCAGGGGCUUCCUCUUUGGCAUCAUCUUACCCUACUUAAGCUCAAUACAUCUAGGUGGACUUUUUUUUUUUUUUUUAAUUAGUUGCAAUGUCAGCCCCAUGGAGCUCUUGCCCCAGUGCCCUGCUUCCAAAUGAAUCCUGGUGGGUAGUGGACAGGUGUAACACAGCUGGUUCGGUGCCCCACCACAGGUGGACCUCCUCAGGCCAGCAGUAGGACAACCCAGCCACCAAAAUCCUUCUCUUGACCCUGAAAAUUGAGAUGGUAUUUCUGAAGGAGUAAACACUGUUGCCAAAGCAUUACUUGCUGGAAAGUAUGUCACGUCUCACCUUUCCUUGGCUGCCAGUGAGCCCAGCUCAUCCCAAGGCAAGCGGAGCUGGGGUGAGGCUAUACUCCAGCCCCCACAUCAGAGGGGAUGGCCCACAGCACCUAGACAGGGACCUGCCAUUUCUAAGGCCAAGAAGUGUGGGAGAAAGAAGAGGGAUGAAGCAGGAGGCAACCCAAAGCCACUGAUGAGAAUUGCCUCAGGCCUGGAUGAGCUUCAUGGAGACCAGGUCUUGCCUCAUCCUCUAGCCUCCAGCUCUCUGUUUCUACCUGUAAACUCCCCCCUUUUCCCUUCACUCCAAUCCUUGAAGAGUUUAUUAAAUUCAUGAUAUUUUUGCCCUCCCAAAACUGGCUUUGCAUACUCCACACAUCCCCUGGGACAAGCCAGUCUCCUACUUUCAUGCCUGCAAUGUGCCCUGUGUAACCUGCUCAGCCAAAUGUCCCAAACCAGGGCAGGUAACAUGGAGCAAAAGAAAUUAAGUCCUGCAGAGACAAGGGUUACUGAAGUGGGAUACUCUCCUGCUGGGUAUGCCCAGGAUGAAAGGAAUCUGCUUCCCCUGAUUGCUCAGCCUCACGGAAGGAUGACAGCCGCAAGGAGGAAGGUACAGUCCUGCUCUACUCCUCACCUUCUCCCCUCCCCUUGCUCCUUCUAACCUUGUAUCUCUAGUGUCUAUAGCUCCUGGACCCAUUCCCCAAAGACCCGGGCUGACGAGGCCUAGGGAACCCCCUGCCACAGCACACCUGCUCUUCAUGAUCCCCAGGGCAGCGCUGUGACCAGCUGCUGCUCCCCAGCAAGGGCCAGUACUGUGCUGUCACACAUGAAGGCUGAGACUCCUCCAGGGUGUUUCAGGGAAAGAGCUGAAUUUACUUCUUCUUCUUCCUUAAACUCUACAAAGAGUCACGAGCUGGAAGCUUCAAAGAUGGAAGCUUCAAAGAUGAGACAUUGCACUAAGCGUGGUGACCUGCUGGACACUGCUGUCCUCUGUGCUAUAAAUCUGCUGCAGCUCCCUCCAGAGAAGGCAGCUGGCAUCUCUGCAACAGCAAGUGACCUCAGGCAAGACAACAUUGCCUGCAAACCCCAGGUCCUCACAGCGCACAGGGUUUCAUGAGCAGCAGCUAACGGCUCCGCAGAGAAGGGCCAAACCAGAGAGAGUGGCCAGAGCAUGCAGGAAUCAGCCCGCAGGGAUGCCUCUGCUCCUGAGAUGUCCUUCUGCUAGUUUGAGCUGCUAACCAACAUCCUACCAAGCCCCCUUAGCUAAUGCAUUGGGCAGGUACCCCUAUCUGGGUUUCUUGUCCAUAAAUACCCAACGUCUGUAAGCCAGUGGCUAGAUUCCUCUAAAUCCAUCGUCCUCACUGUCCUGUGUGGUCAGUUUUUCAGCCUCUCCAUCCUUUCAAACCCAGCACAGAAGUUAUUCUAGACAACAGCCUCAGACAUCACGCUCAGUUUUUAGCUCCAAGCUGGAGGAGAAAAAAUAAUGUUAGAAGCCAGCCUCCAACACACACACACAAAGGGAUUUUAACCUCUAGGAAAAGUGAAGCAGCUUUGAAGAGGGAGGAAGGAUGGUGGAUUUUAAUGGUGGAAAUGGGAAAACAAAAGAGGAGACACUAAGGAGUGAAGGUGGCACAUCUGAGAGCAAACUCAGAUCCCCUUCUCCCUCCCUCCCUCAGGUACACGAGAUGGGACGUGCGGGAAGCCAGCUGGCUUUCAAUCUCAUCGUGUUUAGGAUGGCAUGCCUUAGAGACAUAGCGUUGUGAUAGGGAUGAUGAAUAUAUUCUGUCUUACUAGUCUUAUCUACGCCUUCAUGUAUCCGCUCAGUAAAACUCACAGUACGGGGCAAGGAUGGGGUGGGAGGGGGGUUUGUAACAGGUCAGUCAAUGCUGGGAUUGGUUUUGAAAACGGCUUUGGGUGGGUAUGGGAAAGAUCAUCCUUCGAGAUCCACGUAGACGGUGGGGAGGUGUGGAAGGGGGUGUCCAGCGCAUGGGUGGGGUGGGAGGAAGCUCUUGUGUUUUGGUCUUUGAAUCUCCAAUUUUAAAGUGUGAUUUGCUGAAAGAGAAAUGAACUUCAAAUGCCUUUUGGGAAAAAAAUAAAAUGUGGGGGGGAGGGGGGUGUUGAAGUUGCCAUGCCACCGAUAUCACUUUUGUGAAAGGUUUUGGAGCCUAAUUUUUUUUUCUUCUGUUGCUAUAUGAAGAAAUUGGUCAUUGACAAAAGAAAAGUCUUUAUCAGCAAAAUGUUUAAAUUAUGUAAUAAACAAAAGAAAAGAAAAAACA